Aureobasidium subglaciale EXF-2481 is the source of this 548-nucleotide messenger RNA. RefSeq lists its product as uncharacterized. The transcript has a single exon. NCBI's taxonomy places the organism in Eukaryota, Fungi, Ascomycota, Dothideomycetes, Dothideales, Saccotheciaceae. Bases 120 to 413 code for a protein of 97 amino acids. The record is from RefSeq and is a predicted model, not a curated record.
GGCUGAAUGAUGAUGGGGCUCUACUUUGGUUGAACCAUAACGACUUCAACGCUCCAUAUGGCGAAGACUGGUAUCUAGAUCCCGUUUGGUUCGAGAGAAGACAUUAUCCCACUGAGUGCAUGCAGAUGAGGAGAUUGUUUGAACUCGUUGCAGACUAUCUUUCAGACUGUCAUCUCUAUACACCACAUCUGGAAUCGCUUGAUCUGCUGUUCUACUCCUUCAGAUCUUGUACUUGGGGUCAUCGGGACGUUUUUGCCAUCGAAGAUACUCUAAGCACGAUUAGGUCUGCCAACAGGGUCGUAGCUUCGGUCUUUGAGCUACUCAAACGCUUCUAUCGACUACAGGGCGAUUUCCCCACCAACGGGCAAUAUCCUCCCUACUUUACCAGAGCGGUUAUGAGAGAAGGGACUUGAUCUCGACAAUCACAGGCCUGAACCUACACAGACAUCAUCGCCCCUCCAGGACCCUACAUCCUAACUUCGAUAGCAUCUUCAGAGGAUUCGUAAUCUCAUCACUGCUCGCUGCGUCUCUUGUCUAAGAGUCCAUGC